Messenger RNA from Microdochium trichocladiopsis, 717 nucleotides. RefSeq lists its product as uncharacterized. Lineage: Eukaryota; Fungi; Ascomycota; Sordariomycetes; Xylariales; Microdochiaceae. The record is from RefSeq and is a predicted model, not a curated record. The coding region runs from base 1 to 717 and encodes 238 amino acids. The transcript has 5 exons.
AUGUCCGAAUCAUCGCUCACUCCCAAGUCGUCUUUGCGAGACUCGCAGGAUCUAAAGCAGGCAGUCCCGAGCGGUGACACUGGCAGCGGCGAGGCGGCCAUGUCGUUCACCAAGCGCAACCAGUGGGUCGUGUUUGCCGUGGCCAGCGGUGCCUGUGCUGCGUUCAAUGGCGUGUUUGCCAAGUUGACCACCAAUGACUUGACAACCACCAUUGCCAAGGGUAUAUCCCGCCUCUUUGGGAUGCCCGAGGGCCAUGUCUACAUAGAGCUCGUCGUGCGCGUGAUAUUCUUCAGUCUGAAUCUAGUCUUCAACGGCGUGAUGUGGACGCUCUUCACCCAGGCUCUAGCCAAGGGAAACUCAACAACGCAAGUCUCCAUCAUGAAUACCUCCACAAACUUCAUGAUCACAGCGCUCCUGGGCUUCAUCAUCUUCUCAGAGUCCCUGCCCCCCUUGUGGUGGCUGGGCGCCGCGAUGCUCGUGGCUGGCAACGUCAUCAUCGGGCGCAAGGACUCUUCUGGCAGUGCCGACGAAGCAGAGGAGGUAGAUGGCGCUGGAGCCGAAGGAGGAGGCGUGCUUGGUGCUGGUGCUGGUCUUGCUGCUGCCGAUGCACUUGGGGAGUAUCGCGACGAUGACACGGAUGUUUACCGCGACGAUCUGGAGACCGGGCGGCAGUCGGACGAUGUAGACGAGGAUGUGGCGCUUAUCGGCGAUCUUUGA